GAGACCGGGAUCACCGCACGCACUACGCGAUGAAGCUUGCAGUGGUACACAUCAGGCAGGGUGCGCGUCGUGCCUAAUGCAGUGUCCGAUCGCUCGCCUCUAAAACUAUCCGACUAUGGCUGUGAAUCAUGCGUUUAACACGUAAAACAUGUUGUGGAUAUACUGUGGACUGGUUUUUCUGGCCUCGGCCCUGUUCGAAGCCGCUUUGGCAGUCUCAGUCACGUCUAAAAGAGAAGCCGAUUAUACCUUGGAUGAAUCAUUCUGGAUCGAAGAAAGCCCGGCCGGGGAGGUGGAGCGGCUCCUCAGGGAGUACACGCAGAACCAGGAGAUGGUCAGAAACAUCGGCUCUCAUUACUACCAGAUCAUCUAUCCCGUACAGUUACGCCAGCACAAGAAGAUGGGCAUCUCCACUAGGGAGAUAGGGUCGUCUAAGGUACGCAAAGAGCGGAGUACGAGAGGCCAGGUCGAUGGAGGAUACCAAGGCAGGGGUCGGCCGGCUAAAACCGGCAAACACUUCCAUCGUACCUCGCUUCUCCUCAAAGCCUUCAACCACAAGUUUCGCCUGGAUCUUGAACUCAACACGCAACUCAUCGCACCGAACAUCAUGCAGAAACAUUUUCUAGCCAAUGGAGCCGAACAGGUUUCGAAGCAGGAUAUCGAACAUUGCUACUACCACGGGACCGUCCAGGACUACCCCGGAGCCUCGGCCGCCUUCCACACGUGCAACGGCGUCAGCGGCGUCAUCCACUUGGGCAACGAGACGUUCGUCAUCCACCCGUUCUACGGAGGAGACCUCUCGGUCAGUACUGCACCGCAAAAACAGAAACAUCCACACGUGAUAUUUGAAGCUCGAACGAACGCCAACAAAGGUUGCGCCAAUUCGGGCAACAUGGAAUGGCGUCUGAAUACUCACGCGGGUUUCCUUCCGACAUCAUCGAACAUGCGAAUAAAACGUGACGUCCGCGAGGCCACCAAAUACAUAGAAACGGCGAUUGUCAUCGACAAGGCAAUGUUCGAGAAAAGAAACGGCAGCACAAGGACCGACGUCGUCCACGACUCGAUCCAAAUCGCCAACAUCGCCGACCUGUACUUCCGCACGUUGAACACCCGGGUCUCGGUGGUGUACAUCGAGACCUGGCAGGGCGGCAACCAGGCCCAGAUCAACCGGAACGAGGACAUCGGCAGGGCGCUGACCAACUUCAACGACUACACGUCGCGGAAGCUGUUCAAGAUCGACAAGGACACGACGCAGCUGCUCACCGGAGAGGUGUUCGUCGGAGGCGAGGCCGGCAUGGCGGUCCCGGCCACGGUGUGUACCCCCAAAGCCGUGGGCAUCAGCGUGGACAUCAACACCUACGAGCCGCAUCUGCUGGCCGGGACCAUGGCGCACAUGAUCGGCCACAACAUUGGCAUGGGACACGACGACGGCCGGAACGAGUGCCACUGCAGGGACUGGCACGGCUGCAUCAUGGCCCAGGCUAUCAUCGGACAGCACAACAUCCAGCCGUACAAGUUCUCCGAAUGCAGUCGCUCGGAUUACAUCGACAGGCUGAGGACCGGGAACGGGAUUUGCCUGCUGAACAAGCCCAACGAACUAGAGGUGCGGAGGACGUGCGGGAAUCGCAUCGUGGAGGACGGGGAGGAUUGCGACUGCGGGACCAUCGACGAGUGCCCGAGUGUGGACCCGUGCUGCGACCCAAUCACUUGCAAAUUGACGACGGAGGCGCAAUGCGCCUCGGGACCGUGCUGCGACAACUGCAUGCUGAAGCAGAGAGGCGUCGUCUGUCGGGAGCCUUCCAACGAAUGCGAUUUGCCAGAGUACUGCUCAGGAGACAGCGGCGAGUGUCCGGUGGACGUGUUCAAAAAGAACGGACAUCUUUGCGGAUACAAGGGUUAUUGCUUUAACGGAGUGUGUCCCACUUUGGCGCUCCAGUGCCAGAGCAUAUGGGGAUAUGGUGGAACGGCGGCCGACGAUCAAUGUUUCGAAAAGUUCAAUUCGAAAGGUUCGAUCAACGGCCAUUGCGGCAGUGUGGGCAGCAAUACGUUCGUGAAAUGUGCACCGGAAAAUGUCAAGUGUGGGACUUUACAUUGCCAGAAGGGUAAAAGACAGCCUUUAAUAGGAUCGGGUGCAGACCAACCGCCCUUCUCGAGGACAUUCAUCACCAUUCAGGGAACGGAGUACGAAUGCAAAUCCAUUUACAGAUCCUCCUCCGGUGGUAGCGACGAUGGAGAAUCCCACCGCACCGUCGGCCUAGUUCUGGACGGAACACCCUGCGGAGAUAACCUCAUUUGCCUUAAUCAAACUUGCACGAGCAUUUUUCCAUACAUCGACCAAACAAAGUGUCCUACUAACAACCCCAACCUCGAGUGCUCCGGGCAUGGGUUUUGCACGAAUUUGAACAAGUGCUACUGCGAGUUGGGCUGGGGCGGCCCCGACUGCUCGCUUCAAGUGGAGGUGGCGGUGUUGCCGAUGUCGACGCGCGCCCCCGAUACCACUGCGAUUGACCUAACGAAGAGCAUGCAAAAGAAAGAAACCCCCUACGGCAACAACAACUCGGACAACCUGGAAACGCUGACCAUGGUGUUCAUCCUGGUAGGCGUGGUGAAAGGCGUCUUCAUUUGUUUUGCUGUUGUGGCCGUUUGCUACAGCGGACUAUCACGGGUCCAACACGAUAUUUCUCGUGGGUACACUCAUGUCGGUGGUAGGGGGUGUGUUCAUUCUGUUUGCAACUAUGGCCCUUUGCUACAGGUCAGUCGUAGUACACAAAAACUUCUCGCUCUGUCUCAGGUUAGUGAGCAGACCAUCCAGGUAGCGAUCCACGUUCUCAGCAUCCGCUCUCGCUUCUUUCGUUACGUUGCGAUGCGAUCCGUUUUUACUUCUCGUUUGAUUUGCCUCUAAGCUAGUUGUGUGUAGCUCUACUACUUCAACAUUCGGUGACGCAUCGCCGGCCCAGAGCUACGCGACGAUCCGUCACCGACCGAUAUGUGCCUAAACGUAUAUCUGUUUGCGACUGCCACACACAGAUUUACAAUGGGCCGCUCGCAGCGUAAUCGCGGCGAACUAGCGGCACGAAUACGAACUCUCUUUCUGGAUGCCAAAAACAUGGAAAAGGGCACUGGGCCUGGCUGGGCGCUGGUUGGCACGUUAAUUUGUUCAGCGUGCGAAUUAUCGGUCGUGCGGAUAGAUAAUUUAGUUUCGAGUUUUGAUCGCGCCAGAUAUUAAAAAUCCGACUAUAACCAUGUCAAAAUCCAAUUUGAGUUCGUAUUUUACGCCUGUGUAAUUGACGCAGUCAAUAAAUGCCCCAUCAGGUUGGACGUCGAUUUGAUUAUGAAUCGUGUAUCGCAACCCCCUCCCACCGUAAAUGAUUGGGAUGCUGCGGUAAAAUUGUAAAUCUUUCAAACUCCACCUCAAACCUAAGCAUGCAGCAUGCGCCAUCUUUUUCAGCUGAACGAAUCACCCCCCAACGACAAUAUCCACUUAAAUCAAUCGCCUACUCAUUAUCUUCUACGAGCGACUCGAAAGAGAUGUCGUUUGUAGGUGUUUUGUUUCAUGUAGCUCGAUAUAUUGCAUGCGCUCGGGAUUUAAUGUCAUGUAUAUAUGCAUAAGAGUGAGUUAUGCAAUGUGGGAAUGUCUGUUUCUGUCUCUAUUAGCCACUGCUGCCUUAUGAAUGCGAGCAGAGUGUAUGCGCCCUUUCUAACCUCACCCCAGAAUUCACUAAACUUACACAACACACUUACUUACAUAAAUUAUUCAAGUCACAGACACGCCGCUUCCAUACCUGCAAAAGUCAAAAAUAAAAACCAGAACUUUGUCACAUUUUUUACUCCAAUAACUGGGCAUGUCCUUUGUAUUCUUCUUCUUCAUGUUCGACGCCAGACGCGGCGAGCUAGCUCGACUCGAGCCGCCCCUUGUUAAUUGAAAACAGGCGCAGGAAUAUCGUAUUCCUGAUGACGCCAUGAUACGUGACCACCUCGAAAGACACAAUAAAAGAGUCGUUCUUGGAGGAUGAUCAGGUCUUAACAAGCCGUAAACGAAGCCGUUUAUUUCUCCUCGAGUCGAGUCCGCCGCGUCGUUCGAGAUCAAUUAUUAAUCCGGUUCUUCGUUUUCCUCCAUUUUUUGUUCG
Tribolium castaneum (red flour beetle) is the source of this 4124-nucleotide messenger RNA. RefSeq names its product mind-meld (gene mmd). Gene Ontology annotation, biological process: proteolysis. The coding region runs from base 149 to 2899 and encodes 916 amino acids. The transcript is spliced from 14 exons. The record is from RefSeq and is a predicted model, not a curated record. NCBI's taxonomy places the organism in Eukaryota, Metazoa, Arthropoda, Insecta, Coleoptera, Tenebrionidae. Gene Ontology annotation, molecular function: metalloendopeptidase activity.